Messenger RNA from Anolis sagrei ordinatus, 2622 nucleotides. RefSeq names its product polypyrimidine tract binding protein 1 (gene PTBP1). The record is from RefSeq and is a predicted model, not a curated record. Gene Ontology annotation, molecular function: mRNA binding. Gene Ontology annotation, cellular component: nucleus. Gene Ontology annotation, biological process: regulation of cell differentiation; regulation of RNA splicing; mRNA processing. NCBI's taxonomy places the organism in Eukaryota, Metazoa, Chordata, Lepidosauria, Squamata, Anolidae.
GGGACAGGGUCCGGCCGCCAUUUUGAAAGUCUAUAUAACACGUAGCCGUUGGGUCUGCUCCUGCUCGUCCGGCGCCUGCUCACCGCUUUUCCCUUCGGGUCGCCUUCGUGGGCCAUGGACGGCAUUGUCCAAGAUAUAACAGUUGGUACAAAGCGGGGAUCUGACGAACUUUUCUCUACUUGUGUCACUAACGGACCCUUUAUCAUGAGCAGCAACUCUCCUUCUGCAGCCAAUGGGAAUGACAGCAAGAAGUUCAAGGGUGACACCCGGAGUGCCGGCGUCCCAUCCCGUGUGAUCCACAUCCGCAAGUUGCCUGGUGACGUCACGGAGGCGGAAGUGAUUUCCUUGGGGCUUCCCUUCGGCAAAGUCACCAACCUCCUGAUGCUGAAAGGGAAGAACCAGGCUUUCAUAGAAAUGAACACAGAGGAGGCAGCAAACACCAUGGUGAACUACUACACCACCAUCACGCCCGUCCUCCGGAGCCAAGCCAUCUACAUCCAGUUCUCCAACCACAAGGAGCUCAAGACUGACAACUCUCCGAACCAGGCGCGGGCUCAGGCCGCCCUCCAAGCGGUGAAUUCAGUCCAGUCCGGGAACCUGGCUCUGUCUGCUUCCGCUGCGGCCGUGGACGCUGGCAUGGCUAUGGCCGGCCAGAGCCCCGUCCUGAGGAUCAUUGUGGAAAACCUCUUCUACCCUGUGACUUUGGAUGUCCUCCAUCAGAUUUUCUCCAAGUUUGGCACUGUGCUGAAGAUCAUCACUUUCACCAAGAACAAUCAGUUCCAAGCCCUCCUGCAGUAUGCCGACCCCAUGAGCGCCCAGCAUGCCAAGCUGUCUCUGGAUGGGCAGAACAUCUACAACGCCUGCUGCACCCUCCGCAUCGACUUCUCCAAGCUCACCAGCCUUAACGUCAAGUACAACAAUGACAAGAGCCGGGACUAUACUCGUCCGGACCUGCCUUCAGGGGACAACCAGCCUUCCCUUGAUCAGACCAUGGCCGCUGCCUUUGGUGCACCAGGGAUCAUUUCGGCCUCACCUUACACCGGGGCUGGCUUCCCCCCUGCUUUCGCCAUCCCUCAAGCUGCAGGCCUCUCAGUCCCCAAUGUCCACGGGGCGCUGGCUCCUUUGGCCAUCCCGUCCGCAGCCGCUGCCGCAGCUGCCGCAGGACGGAUUGCCCUUCCCGGCCUCUCCGGGACAGGGAACUCUGUCCUGCUGGUUAGCAAUCUGAACUCGGAGAGAGUUACGCCCCAAUGCCUCUUUAUUCUUUUCGGGGUCUAUGGUGAUGUCCAGAGAGUGAAGAUCUUGUUCAACAAGAAGGAGAACGCCUUGGUUCAGAUGGCAGAUGGCAACCAAGCCCAAUUGGCCAUGAGCCACCUCAAUGGCCACAAACUGCAUGGGAAGCCCAUCCGGAUCACGCUCUCCAAGCACCAGACUGUGCAGCUGCCCCGUGAAGGGCAGGAGGACCAGGGCCUGACCAAGGAUUAUGGCAACUCCCCCCUCCACCGCUUCAAGAAGCCCGGUUCUAAGAACUUCCAGAACAUUUUCCCUCCAUCGGCCACUCUUCAUCUCUCCAACAUCCCGCCUUCAAUCAUUGAAGAGGACAUCAAGCUGCUGUUCUCAAGCAACGGAGGCAUUGUGAAAGGCUUCAAAUUUUUCCAGAGAGAUCGCAAGAUGGCGCUGAUCCAGAUGGGCUCUGUCGAGGAAGCCAUCCAGUCCCUCAUUGACCUCCACAACCAUGACCUCGGCGAGAGCCACCACUUGCGUGUCUCCUUUUCAAAAUCUACCAUUUAAGCGCCUUUUAAAAAGAAAGCAACAAUAUGGCGAUGGCAGCAACGUGACUGAUAAAACAACGAAUCGCAAUUGUCAACUGCCGCCGUUGCCGCCCUUCUUCAAGGGUCCGGCUUCUUGAUUUUUUUAUUAUUUUUGUUUUUAAAGGGGCUAGCCCACUGAUGCGGGCGAGACCAACUUCUAUCAUUCCAGGGGAGGGGAGGGGAAGCCACUUUACAAAACAAAACAGCACAAGGGAGAGAAAACGAAUGCAGCAGAAGUGACCUUAAAAAGACAACAGAUGUUUUAUUUUUCUAAAGAAAAGUGCAGUUUACUAGGCCUUUUUUUCAAAAUCCAAUGUUGAUGUGUCAGAAUCCUUUGACCAAGGGAAAAGAAAUCAAAUGAAAUCCAUUACGCUGGAGAAAAAGUUAACGUUCUUGUUGGGGAGCCGAGACACAAAGAUGGCACCCACUCUAGAGCGUAGUAUUGCCUUCACAAGGUUAGCUUUCGGCCUUGGAAGCUCCCCAGUCUUAAGUUGUCUGAUGCGUUGUUAGCAUCAGCUCUGAAUUUUCUCUAAAUGCCGCUCAGCCUUUUGCGGGAGGGGGGGCAGAUGAGGAAAGGCCUUCUUUUCCUCAGCCUAUGCGCCCAACUAACCUCAUGGUGCCUUAGAGAAAUUAAAAUUCCUCAUUUGGAUUGUUAGGAAAGUUACAAAAGGGCUGUGGGACGUUAUGAAUCACAUGCAGUGAAGGAAAGGGGAGACAAGCGGCUUUUUUGUCUCCUCCAUUUCCGGCGCUUAACGUUGCCCCCAUUGUGGCCUAAGCUUAGCUUCCCUGCAGGGUGAAAAUACUUGAUCAGAAA